AUGACUGGACAUGUGGAGCCGCACCCCUUCUGCUCCCCGCUCCCUACAGUGCGCCCUGGCCUCAGUAAAUCCCUUAUCUCAACAGGUUAUCUCCCAUUUCCAGGUGGCCUGUUCCAAAGCUCGGAACCUGUGUUCAUUCACCACAUGUUCAACCCCCAGCUCCCGUCUCAGGAGGUCUCUUACUGGGGAAGGUGGCCCGGAACCAGGACGAGUAUCUGUGGAAAAUUGCAGCUAAGCUUGCGCCAGACACUCCAAAAGGGUCUGUACAUGGAACAGACUGGGCAUUGUUGGUGGUAUGUACUGCAGUUCCAUGGAAACCAUGUCUAUGAGUCAGAAAGCAAACACCAGGCCUGUUGUAUUGAUACCAGGAGUCAGUGGAAGACAAGAGGCCAUUUGCUUCUUGCACAUCAAUCAAUCACUUCUGGACCUGAGGCCUCAGCAGAAAGCAGGCCACACAGCUUCACUCCUGAAUUCUUGGAGAGCACUCAAACAACUGCCAUACCACUUCUCUGUCUUCCUCAGAGUCCACCUGAAUUGUCAGUGGGCCCAGGAGAGGACUUUGACUUUGACUUAAGGGAUUCUAUGAGAACCAUGUGUAGUUUUGGGGUUUCCUGCACCACUUUCAGGUCAUUAGAUGGAGAACCAAGAGCUUACAGAAAUUACACUGAACAUGAAUUAGAAAGAUCCCCUCUAAUUCCCCAGACCACAACAGGGCUUCCAGUACAGCCAGCCUUUCAGCGAUUACACAUGUUCAUCAGAGCUUUGGAGCCAUUUAAUACUUUGGUGUUUUUCCUCUAA
Symphalangus syndactylus (siamang) is the source of this 798-nucleotide messenger RNA. RefSeq lists its product as uncharacterized. Lineage: Eukaryota; Metazoa; Chordata; Mammalia; Primates; Hylobatidae. The record is from RefSeq and is a predicted model, not a curated record.